Labrus bergylta (ballan wrasse) is the source of this 7343-nucleotide messenger RNA. It is a transcript of the gene zfpm1, whose product is annotated as zinc finger protein, FOG family member 1. Lineage: Eukaryota; Metazoa; Chordata; Actinopteri; Labriformes; Labridae. Gene Ontology annotation, molecular function: RNA polymerase II-specific DNA-binding transcription factor binding. The record is from RefSeq and is a predicted model, not a curated record. Gene Ontology annotation, cellular component: nucleus. Gene Ontology annotation, biological process: megakaryocyte differentiation; heart development; negative regulation of transcription by RNA polymerase II.
GUAAGCGGAGUUGAGUGUAGCGCUCGGGCUCCACUGAAAGUAGCUCCCUGAUUCAGAGACAGCGCUUGUAGACAAGGGGGCGGACCGGCGUGAGGAAACUUGACAGAAAACAAUAACAGUCACGCCGCUGACCUCUAUGUAACUGAUAUUAUUUAUCAGCGCCAUACAUUUCUGACGACAGGCAACAGUGCCCGCUGACAAGACGCGGUGGCGGCUGAAGCGGAGGCGCGCCCAGCGAAGGAAUAACGUUAGCAGGAGAAAAAGGUGAGGUGAAGAAGGCACGACUGGGAGCGAGAGGAGGAGGACAGCAGUGACAAGUACGCGGACCAAGCCGCAGGUAGCCUCUGCGUUACCUGGCGUGGCACAAGAUAUCAAAGUGCAGGCGGGUCAUGCGGAUUUCUCCGGUCUGUGAUCGGAGCGCCGCGUCGCAGCAGUAAACGGUGUUCAAAGAGAGAAGAGGCAGACAACAGAAGAACCACACCGCGUCUAUCAGUCCCGUCCAAGCGGGCUCCUGGUCCCAGGGAAGAGCCACCAUGUCCCGGAGGAAGCAGAGCAAACCACGACAGAUAAAGCGUUCCCUUGGGGAUCUCGAUGGCGGUGAGGAGAACACGCCAGACAACCUCAGCCUAUCAGGAGAGGAGGGCGGAGCCUCGGACCCUGAUGAUUCAGCCGAAGGUGACAGCUCCAGCCCACCACCAUACACACCUCUGUACAAUGAAGAGCCAAGGACUCACGACUCUCGAGGAGGCCCGGAUGAUGAAGAUGAGGACGGAGAGGAGCAAAAUUCGACGCACAGUGGUGGGGAGGAUGAAGAGGAAAGGGGUGAAGAAGAGGAGGUGUCACAUUGGAGGGGUCCAGACGAGCUGGAGUUAAGGGAAGAGGGUGGUGACAGCAGGCUGGUGGCAGGCAGGGAUCUCCAUCCAGACACAACGUGGGGUCCCUACCCAGGAAUCCUCCAACCUGAGGGAAGCACAGAUGAGCCAGAGACAGAGGAUUCAAGGUUGACUCUGGUCUGUGAAGAUCCAGACUGUUGGAUUAGACUGCUCCCUCUGACCUCUGACCCCUCAGCUGUCAACUGUACCAUCUACAGUCAGGGUGAGGAGUUAUUCUGCAAGGUGACCAGGGAGCUUUUAGCAGGUGAAAAGCUUCUGGCAUCCCUUUCAAUGCCUCCUCCGGGUUCCUCCUCCUCCCCGCUGGCCCAACUCUCUCCUCCACUCAGUUUGGUCAUCCAGAAACAACCUGUUGUAAAGGAGGAGCCUAUGUACCCAGCAGCCCUGCGCUCAGAGAUCCAGCUCCUCCCGCAGCAAGCUGGCAUGGCCGCCAUAUUGGCUACUGCUGUUGUCAACAAGGACAUAUUCCCAUGCAAGGACUGUGGGAUCUGGUACCGCAGUGAGAGGAACCUUCAAGCACACCUUAUGUACUACUGCGCCAGUCGUCAAAAGCAGCCAGCUGCGGCAGCUUCCCCACCAGAAGACAAACCCAAGGAGUCCUACCCGAAUGAACGCAUCUGCCCUUUCCCACAGUGCAACAAGAGCUGCCCUAGUGCCAGCUCACUCGAGAUCCACAUGCGAACACACAGUGGUGAGCGUCCGUUUGUCUGUCUCAUCUGUCUGUCAGCCUUCACCACAAAAGCAAACUGUGAGCGCCACCUUAAGGUCCACACAGACACACUGAAUGGGGUGUGUCAUGGUUGUGGCUUCAUUUCCACCACUAGGGACAUUCUCUACAGCCAUCUGGUCACCAGCCACAUGGUGUGCCAGCCUGGAUCUCGCAGUGAAGUCUACUCCCCAGGGCCAGGCCUUCCCAAGCUGCCCCUGUCCACUGGGCUCAGUCCAGGAGACUCUGGUGUGGUGCUGAAGUGUCAAGUGUGUGGCCACAACUCUGAAACCCCUUCCCAGCUUCAGCAGCAUGUACGGACCCACCUAGAGGUCAGGGUUCCAGCUGAAAGGAGCCCCACCCCUCGCCAAGGUACCCCAUCAUCAGUUGACCACUCCCAGCUCCAGCUGUCUCCCCGGGAGAGGGAGCCCGUUGCUUGUGUUCCUAAGCCAGACUCAUCCAGCCCAGGCGCAAAUGGCGGCUCAGCCACACCUCGUCAUUAUAGUCAUCCUGAUCCUGAAAUUACUGAAAUAAAGAUUAAAGAGGAGCCUCAUUCAGAUUCUGAGACCGAAGAGCAACAAAUGGAGAUUAAGGAGGACGAUGAAGGAGAGAGGGAUCAAGAAGCCAGAGGUAGGAUAAAGGACACUCAAACUGCAACCUCCUCCUGCCAGAAUUCAAACUCUCCAAAGAGUCCAACUACCACAGCUGUGAAAGCAGAACCAACUAGUCCCACCCCUGGUUCAAGCCCUGCUCAUGUAGGAGGUACAGGGUCAGCCGUUCCAGGAGGAGCGUUGUUCCUGCCUCAGUACAUGUUCAACCCGGAGGCAGCCAUUUUGCCUCAGGCCUCAGAGAUACUUGCUAAAAUGUCAGAGAUGGUACACAGCCGUCUUAAACAGGGCCAAACAAUUCCUCAGAAUAACCCAGCGGCCUUCUUCCCCUCUGGACCGACUGCAGCUACAGCAACAGCCACUCCACCUCACAAAGGAGCCACCUGUUUUGAGUGCGAUAUCACCUUCAACAACAUUAACAAUUUCUAUGCACAUAAGAGGCUGUACUGCUCCAGCAGGCACCAUGGGGAAGGUGCAACAUCGGCUUCAGGUCCUGGGCUAGCCAGGGAUACAGCCCCAUCCAUGGUGCCUUCCAGCGGGACCCAAGGCUUGUCCGUGUCCCCCAAGGCUGGAGCAGCAAGUAGAGCAGCCUCUGCCUCUCCUACUGACUCUGAUCCCCCUGCAGGGAGUGGAACAACAGAACCAAGGAGGGUGGUGGAAGUGAAGACAGAAACCCCUGUAGGGAGAGAGGGAAUAUCAUCUUCUUCAGAAGGGGAAGGUGGAGGUGGAAGUGUGGGAGGAGGGGCUGGAGGAGGACGAGCAAGCGAGGGCAGCCAGAGUCCUGCUAGUGGAUCUGCAGAGGACCUUGAAGAUGAUCCCAAUAAAACCUUCUGCGAGGCCUGCAACAUCCGCUUCAGCCGUCAUGAAAACUAUACUGUUCACAAACGCUUCUACUGUGCUUCACGCCAUGACCCGUCUAACCACCGUUCUGUGACCAAGGCAACCAAUGCAGCCGCAUUCCUCCCCCAGCCCAUACGCACACGAAAGAGGAAAAAGAUGUAUGAGAUUCACAUGGCGAGAACUGAAGCCCUAGCUAACGCUGCUGCUGCUGUUGCUGCUGCCGCUGCUGCAAACGCUGCAGCCUCUGCCCCAUCUCCAUCUGUUCUGGGCUUAGCAGUGAAGCGAGAAGCUUCUCCAGGCGGGGCAGGCAGCUCAAGCCCUGAAGGAGAUGGCCCGAUUGACCUAAGCAAGAGGCCCCGUUUAAGAGAGGUUCCAAGGCACAGCAGUAGCAGCGUUCUCCCUGCCCUGCCUCUUACCGACUACCACAAGUGCACCGCCUGCAGUAUCAGCUUCAACAGCAUUGAGAACUACCUGGCACAUAAAACCUACUAUUGCCCUGCCACCACUCUCCAGCCACAAACCUUGGAGCAACUUCACAGGCUCAAGAGAUCGGCCUCUACCUCUCCCAAAAGCAGGCUUCAGCAAGAUCGUCCAGAUCAUCUGCAUCCUAUGGAGGCCAAAGCCCUCCCUGCUGAGUGGGUCGCCCGGGCUCAAGGCCCAUCAUCCAGUCCUCACUCAUCCGCCUUACCCGCCUCAGCCACAACAUCCCCGCCCCAUUUGACCACAUCACUUGCCGCGACCCCUGGAGCUGGAGCCAAAGUUGUAGCUGUUAGCUCUGCUCAGGUGGUCUGCCCGUAUUGCCCUAACAGGAUCAUCACCUGUGACCUUAUGGAGCAUUUCAAGACUACCCACGGCCUGGUUGUGGCCAUUCACCCACCCCAGGAGAUCCUACCCCAGCCAGGCAGUGUAUCCAGCCGCAGCCCUAGCCUUAGUCCCAGGGAUGGAGCUGCAGCAACCAUCUCCACCACCCCCACCAGCCAGCCCAGACUGAUCUCUCGAGUGCACAGAGACAGCAUCAAUGGGCAGGCAAGGAGCGGUACAACUUCUCCUGUGUCUCCACUGGUAAACGGCAGCCCUUCAGCCAGGGCUUGUUCACCCUCAGCUGGCUCACCUCUACCCACGUCUCCUCAAAGGGCUCCCUCCCUGACUUUGUCACCUGUGCCUGAAAUCCUGAGAGAGACCGUGGGGUCAAUCCAUCUUCCAGACAAGGCCACUCAGGCUGUGGCACCCAAGCCCACUACCAGCCCUGGCCCUAAAACCUCAGUCAUCUCCCCCGUCCAAAAUGGUAACUCCCGCUUCUGUCGGCUUUGCAACAUCAAGUUCAGCAGCCUCUCCACAUUCAUAGCUCAUAAGAAAUACUAUUGCUCUUCCCACAGUGCGGAACAUGUAAAAUGAGUUAUUUCCCUCCUUCCUUCCUCCCCUUUAUCUUUCCGAGUGGAGGCUUUCCUUCUUUAAGUUCCAAGAAGCUCAGAUGUCCCUCCUCCUCUGCCAGUCCUUCCACAUAGGUGCCAAAAAGGCAAAGCUGGCACGACCAUGAAUGACAAUAAAUGACUGUUACUCACCUGCCUGGGCCUGACGCCCCGCUGCCCCUAGAGCAGUGUCUGCAGGUGGUGUUACGAACAUAUUGACUGAUAUCCCUCCUCAUAUGGGUCAAAGUUUAUAGUACACUAAGAGCUGAGGCGAUGCUACCUGCACACGCUGGUGUGCCCUUGUGCCCAAGACACUCAUUUUUUUUAUGUAGCCCAGCCCACAGUUGAACCACUCCCAGGCCUCACAGUGUGUUGUUUCAUGGGACAUCUAAAAGAUCUGUCAACAACCUCUUUUCUGUCUCUCUGUUGAACUGAGUUUAUAACGGCAGUAAUUACAGUCUGACUGAUGGUGAUAGAGUAAUGGUGAUGCUGAUUAUGAUGGAUCUCCGAUCUUUUCCAGAGCUCUUAAUGUUCAUGACCUAAACAGAGGAAUCAUGUGUGGAGAAGACUUGAUCAUUGUUUAUGUUUUUAUUAUCUGUGCAUAGUAUAAGAUGUCUGAAAAAAAGAGUUCUAUAAUGCUUUUGGUUUCAACACUGGCUCUUUUUUUUUUUUUUUUUGCUUACUAGAGAAGCUAAGCGUUUUAGCUGAAAAAGAAAUACGCUGUAUCACAAUGUUACUAAUUACUGAAGGAUAAUAUUUCAAAAUGGACAGUUUCUUUUCUUUGACACCGUUUCUUUUUAAGUUUCUCUUCAAUUUGCAAGGGAGAAAAAAAUGUGAAAUAUUUAUCUUCUAUCUUUUAGUCCUCACUGAUUUCAUGUCAACAGAAAACUACCUACCUGGUGUCUGAGAGUAUUUGUAUUUUUUAUUUGUAUAUUUUCAUACUGUCUGAAGGAACUGUUUGGAUCUGGGUGUAUUGAAGUGUAUUUUCUAAGUGUAGAUAUGUAAUAUCUUCUCACAGUAAUCACUGGGAUCACACUGAACUUUGUUAUCACGUUAGCUUUUGAUGUAGUCUUUAAUUGAUGGUGAGCUCUUAAAAACCAGCGUCGUUUAUUUUCCUCCCCUCGUGUACUUUGUUGAUUUAACAACAAGAUUGGAUCAGAACAGCUUCCUGACUUACAGUUUUCACAUCAGGAAGACGAUGACAGCUCGUCUGAUACUGUUGUCUCUGUACUACGGUGAAAACGAAGUAGCUUCAAAGGUUUCAGUUCACAAAACACAUUUUCAGUUAAAUUGUUUUUUGUUUUUUUACUGGCAAUUCACACCUAUACUGAGGAUGCACAAAGCACAUCAUUACUUUUGUGUUGAUACAAAUCUUAAAUUGUCUUUUAAAGGCAGAAUGAGAAGGUUUUCUCUGGCCUGUUCACACUGUUGAGUAAAAUAAACGUAAAGCUAAAAACAUUAAAAAGCAGUACAGCCAUGUGGAUUGAAACACGAUUGUAAUAUUGAACAAGAAUUGUAACAAUAAUUCCCACUAUUUUAGUGAGGAAUUUGGUCUUGUUUCUUAAAACAAAUAUUCCAGGUCCGUCAUAUUGUACCAGUGAAAAGCUCUAUGGCAGACACGGCCUUAUGUUUCUAAGGGGUGAAAAAGAUUGAGAUGAAUAAGGUUUUAUCAGUCUUCACAUUUCAGAAAUCCUGACCAUUCUGCCUUUAAAAAAAUGUUUUCUGUCCGGAAAUGAAGGCUUAGCAGGGACUGGCCACUCCUGCCUCUAGAUAGAGCAGAUACUGCAUGUAAUGCUCACUUAUAGUGGCUAUGGGUUAUGUGUGCAUGAGAAGGCCAUACUGUUCCUCUCUCACCUCUUUGCCCUUUCAAGCAUAUGCACACUUAACAAGUUUACACCACCUGCACCUGCUGCAGUUUCAAUCCAGUGUUAGUUAGUGCUGUGAAACACCUUUCUUUUUCUAACAUACAGGUGAACAGUAAGAUGCAUCUUAGGUUUUUAAUGCUCAGAAUUAGUUUUAAAAUGAGUCUGUCAACAUUACAAAAAGAUUUGGUCCCUGAAUUGUAAAAAAGAAACAGAUACCCUCAGGAUUCAACCUUUGUCAGUGUGAAAGCCUCUAAAGCAGCAUUUGGACCUCCAGCAGACACUGAAUAAAUUAUCAUUAGGUGUGUUUGGCUCAAGGCAAAAGCACAUAUAGAUGGGUGAUCGAGGGUCAAAGGUUUGUCCUGCUGAAAACAACGGUAAACCUAACACAGGAAAGAUCUGCACCUUUGUUUAUUCAGUGAGAGCAAAUAUCCAAAUACACCCCUGAUCGUCUGUUCCUGUAACCUUAAACAAAAUGUCAAAGUGAAGGAUUUGUUUUAAUCAUUAUUGAUUUUCCUCUCUGCUGUACCCGACACAUCUUACCACUAAGUGUUCACAAUUGAGCUGUUCCGUCUCUCCCAGUCCAUAAAACAAGAGAGUGGAAGCAAAAGAAAGUCACAAACUCAUGCCAACUAGUCAAGGAUUGAGGAAGUGCAAAAUCAUCUAUUGAACUUACCCCAUUUAAUUGCACUGUGUUGUAUAAAAAUGUGCUGAAUGUUUUAGUUUUAGGGAUGUUUUUCUUGUAAUGUAUUUAUGUUAUACAGAACUUUUCCCCCGUCCACAAUGCGUCAUCGUUCUACCUUGAAGGACUGAAAGAUUUAAAAACCUCCUAUUCAACUUUUUCCUUUUUCUAGAUGCAAACAUUUUGUGUUAAUGAUUCCUCUGAUGUCCAGUCCAAAAUGGAGAAAAUCACAAUGAAUGUCCAAACUUUUAUUUUCUUCAUAUUUUUAAUUUCAUUUCAGUUCCACUACACUCUUGUCCAAACUAUGCAUGGGAAAUAAAAAAAAAAGUUCUGAGAGACACUGACA